AUGGCAACAGAAGUUGACAAAGAGUUAUCUAAUGAGGUUCAUCCUACAUUAACAACAAGCCAUUUUACUGAUGAAGACGCAAGUUCCGAUACAAGUGAUAGUCCCAAAGAAGAUUCUUACGACUACGUGUCAAAUUACGAAGGUCCCGAAGAUUUAGAUAGUCAUAUUGACAGUAUUGUAACUGAACAAAAGACACCACCAAGUCUCUCAUCUCAGACGAAAACAAAUGGUGAGUUUCCCGAAUCUGCCGAAGAAGGAAACGGACCUUCUUCCGAGUCUUCUUCUAACUAUGGAGAUGACACUUUUGAAGAAAUGAGCGAAAAGCCCCUUCACGAUAGUAAUAGUCGUACUUCAAGCACAGAUUCAUUUAACACCGAUGGUUCAAGCAAAGAUCAGAGCAAUAUUUCAGAUCACACAAGUGAUACCUCGUAUGACGAAAAAGACGCGGAGAAUGAUUUAGAUGAUUCCGAACAAAAUACGGAAAAAGGCAAUAAAAAUUAUUCAAACGAGUCUACAAGUCAAUCCGUAAUAAACGUUGUGAAAAAACCUACUGAAAUAUCAUCAGAGAGCUUGGCAAAAGAUGAAGAGAAUGCCGUCUCGGGUGAUAAGGGUGAUAUAGAGUCGGUAAAUAGCAAAACACCAAAAUCAUUUAGUUUUUCUUCGAUUCAUCACUCAAUUGACAUGACAAAUGGGAGGGAAAUUCAAUGUGAAAUAGUUGAAGACAAGGAUAGUAACAACCGUAUGUCAGUCGCUACUCUUGCGGAAAAUCCAGAGUUAAACGAUAUAUCGUUGGAUGAUGAAUCUCUUCGCGUUGAGGAACCACAAAAGGAAUGGAGUUUUAAUGAUUGGUCAUUUCCUAAAACACCCACUUCUCUGAAAUCACUUUCAACCCUCUUUACUUCACGUUCUGCGACAUCACCUACACCCUCUAAAAACGAUGAUCGUCGUUUGUCUAGCGUGUCAAUGAUGUCGACUGGAUCUAAUUGUGAUUUAUUAUUGGCAAGACUUGAUAGGGAAAAUCAAAUGCUGCAGGAGGACCCUAAAGCAAAAAGAAUAUCGCUCCAAGGAAUUGCCGAAAUAAAGGCUAGUUUUGAACGUGCGCAAAAUGAAGCUUCUGGAAAUACGAAUGAGGAAGACAUUGACUGGGAUUUCUGGGGACAACUUAUUUCUGACUAUGAAACAGUUGCUAGGACACAAUCCAAACAAUUAUCCAAGAUGAUUCAAAAAGGGAUUCCACAAACAUUACGCGGUAUGAUAUGGCAGCUAAUGUCUAGGUCUAAGGAUAGUGAACUGGAGUUGACAUACGCGCAAUUGUUAAAUGAAACCAGUUCUCAUGAGAAAAUGAUUACAAGAGAUUUGAAACGCACAUUUCCAAAGCACGAAUAUUUUCAAAAUAAAGGUGGACAAGAAGGUUUGUUUAAUGUUGUCAAAGCAUACUCCAUUUACGAUAAAGAAGUUGGAUAUUGUCAAGGAAUAUCAUUUGUUGUAGGGCCAUUACUUUUGAAUAUGCCUGACGAGGAAGCAUUUUGCGUACUCGUUAGACUUAUGAAAUUUUAUAAUAUACGGGGACACUUUUUGCCUGGAAUGGAUGGUCUUCAAUUGAGAUUGUAUCAAUUUGAUCGUCUGGUUGAGGAAAUGCUUCCCAAGGUGCACCAACAUCUUCGAACGCAAGGAAUAAAUUCAUCAAUGUACGCAUCACAAUGGUUCAUGACUUUAUUUGCUUAUAAAUUCCCACUGUCUUUGGUUUACCGAAUAUAUGAUACCAUCUUUACGGAGGGAAUUGAAUCGAUCUUUCGGUUCAGCAUUGCAUUAUUGAAGAAGAAUGAAAAAAAAUUGGUAGAGAUGGAAUUUGAAAGGCUCUUGGAAUAUUUAAAAAGUGGAUUGUUUGAGAGUUACCAGAUUACACCCACCGGUGUUUUGGCUCAAUUGGUCCCUGAAGUUCAAUACAAAUCUAAUGAAUUUGUCAUGGACGCAUACAAUAUAAGGAUUACCACCAAGAAGCUCAAUAAAUAUCAGCAGGAAUAUUAUGCCAACCGAGAAGCGGAAAAGAAACGUUUGAUGUCGGAGGCUGAAGCAAUGGAAAGACUAAAAGCGAAUAACCAACACUUAAUUAAUCAAGUUAGGGGUCUGGAAGGGAGUUUGCAGCAACUUGAUCGAGAACAUGUUGAGCUGGCUAACGAGCUUGUAAAUACUAAGGUUGAACUUGCUCGACUCAAGGAUGAAAACGACGAACUACAUUCCACGGUUGCAAAUUUACGUAAGAACUUGGAAAAUCAGUUGAAAGAAGAAAUGGAUUCAUUGGCAAAAAAAAACGUGAAGUUAGUAGAAAUUAAUAACAAGCUGGAAGAUCAAGUUGCAAAUUUGGAAAAUAUGCUGAUUGAAAGUAAAAUGAGAUAUGCCGAAAGCGAAAAUGAAAGAGAGGUAUUAAAACGUAAAUGGAAUGACUUGAAAAAGGCAAUAGGCUAA
Molecule: messenger RNA, 2466 nt
Organism: Acaulospora morrowiae
Lineage: Eukaryota; Fungi; Glomeromycota; Glomeromycetes; Diversisporales; Acaulosporaceae
Source: the annotation of a GenBank genome assembly